CUUCUUUCUCUCUCUCUUUUGUCCUCCGCUUUCUUAGAUCUCUCCCCGAAGAAGAGGAAGAAGACGAACGAGAAGAGGAGGGAACCCCAAAACCCUCGAACCAAACCCUAGCGAAGACGCCAUGAGCCGCGGGACCGGAGCGGGAUACGAUCGCCACAUCACCAUCUUCUCCCCCGAGGGUCGCCUCUACCAAGUCGAGUAUGCUUUCAAAGCUGUGAAAGCCUCGGGGAUCACUUCGAUUGGAGUGCGGGGGAAGGAUUCGGUGUGCGUUGUUACUCAGAAGAAGGUCCCGGACAAGCUAUUGGAUCAAACUAGUGUUACUCAUCUCUUUCCCAUCACAAAAUAUCUUGGAUUGUUGGCCACUGGAAUGACAGCUGAUGCGAGGUCUUUAGUCCAUCAAGCAAGGAAUGAAGCUGCAGAGUUCCGUUUCAAAUGGGGAUAUGAAAUGCCGGUGGAUGUACUGGCUAAGUGGAUUGCAGACAAAUCACAGAUAUAUACCCAACAUGCGUACAUGAGACCUCUUGGAGUAGCGGCUAUGGUCUUGGGUAUCGAUGAAGAAAAAGGACCUCAACUCUUCAAAUGUGACCCUGCUGGUCAUUUUUUUGGUCACAAGGCUACAAGCACUGGUCUCAAGGAGCAGGAAGCGAUCAACUUUUUGGAGAAGAAAAUGAAGAACGAUCCUGCUUUUUCAUACGAAGAGACUGUGCAGACUACAAUAUCUGCAUUGCAGUCGGUCCUUCAGGAAGACUUCAAGGCCACAGAGAUUGAGGUUGGAGUCGUGAGAAAGGAAGAUCCAGUGUUCAGAGUGCUAUCGACGGAGGAGAUUGACGAGCACCUCACGGCCAUCAGUGAACGUGAUUGAGUCCGAAGAAUCUGAAUUGCUGCUGCUGCUGCUGCAUCCUCUGCUUCUGUGUUUUUUAGAUCAUAAUUAUAAGAAGGGUUGCAGAAAUGUUAAUUUGCAAUAUGCUGCUGAUAAACAUAGAAUUAAACUUUUGAUGAUCUCCUUUGGGAAUCUUCCAAUUUAUGCCUUGUUUUGUAUGCUUCUUAGCUGGUAAUCUGGGAUUCAAUCAUCCUCCUGAAAGGUAUAUCAACAAUGUUUAUUUCUGUUGUGACUUGGUUUUAUCUUCGGUAAUGAACAUUUUCGUUCACUUCGGAUGCGUCA
Molecule: messenger RNA, 1162 nt
Organism: Ananas comosus (pineapple)
Lineage: Eukaryota; Viridiplantae; Streptophyta; Magnoliopsida; Poales; Bromeliaceae
Product: proteasome subunit alpha type-6
Exons: 9
Coding region: 122-862 (246 amino acids)
Biological process (GO): ubiquitin-dependent protein catabolic process
Cellular component (GO): proteasome core complex, alpha-subunit complex; proteasome core complex; nucleus
Source: RefSeq, a predicted model, not a curated record